AUGUACAAUCCCACAAAACCCAUUGGGGGCGAUGGGCCAGUAACCCGCUUCCGGAAAACUAUGAGAAACCUAGGUAUACCACCCAACGUUGGCGACCCACGCAAACGAAAAAAGGACCAUGAUUUGCGGAUCUGCUCCUUGAAUGUCUGCUCUCUUUAUAGAGAAGAUGCUGUAUACUCGCUGGCGGAUAAUGGGUCAAAGAAGAAAUUAAAAGCCGAAGAUAAGAACACAAAACUAACAACAUGGGGCAUUAACAUUAAAUCGCAACGCCAUUAUAUGGAGAAAAUAAAAUUCUUUAUUUUGGCUUUGGCUUUGGUGGCUGGCGUUAGCGCUCAGUAUGAUUACUCUCCACCUGUAGAGCAACCACAAAACACUUACAUUCCUCCAGCAGCUGCCCCAGCUCCAGUCCAUCACUCUGCCCCUGCUCCCGUCCAAUACUCUGCUCCUCAAGCUGUUCACCACUCUGCCCCAGCUCCAGCUCCAGUGCAACAUCACUCUGCUCCAGCUCCCCAACAACACUACUCUGCACCAGCUCCAGUGCAACAUCACUCUGCCCCUGCUCCAGUGCAACAUCACUCUGCCCCUGCUCCCCAACAACACUACUCUGCACCAGCUCCAGUGCAACAUCACUCUGCCCCUGCUCCCCAACAACACCACUCUGCACCAGCUCCAGUGCAACACCACUCUGCCCCUGCUCCCCAACAACACUACUCUGCCCCUGCUCCCCAACAACACCACUCUGCCCCUGCUCCCCAACAACACCACUCUGCCCCAGCUCCCCAACAACAUUUCUCUGCCCCUGCUCCCCAACAACAAUACUCUGCCCCCGCUCCAGUCCAACACCAAGCCCCUGCUGCUGUCCACCAUCAAGCCCCAUCUAACCAAUACAUUCCACCUGCUCCAGUUCAACACUCUGCCCCUGCUCCAGUCCAACACCACGCUCCAGCUGCUGCCCCAGUGCAACACCACUCUGCCCCAGCUCCCCAACAACACUUCUCUGCCCCAGCUCCACAACAACAAUACUCUGCCCCAGCUCCAGUUCAACACCACUCUGCCCCAGCUCCAGUCCAACACCACUCUGCCCCCGCUCCAGUUCAACACCACUCUGCCCCCGCUCCAGUUCAACACCACUCUGCCCCAGCUCCAGUCCAACACCACUCUGCACCAGCUCCACAACAACAAUACUCCGCCCCCGCUCCAGUUCAACACCACUCUGCCCCAGCUCCCCAACAACACUUCUCUGCCCCAGCUCCACAACAACAAUACUCUGCCCCCGCCCCAGUUCAACACCAUGCCCCAGCUGCUGUCCAUCAACAAGCUUCAGCUCCAGCUUACCAAGCCCCAGCUGCUGCCCCAUCCAGCUCUUACCUUCCUCCUUCUUCAGGAUCUUUGGGUGAUGAUGGUUACCGUUACAAGACCAUCCGUCGUCGCACUUUCCGUCAACGUUUCUAA
Molecule: messenger RNA, 1452 nt
Organism: Stomoxys calcitrans (stable fly)
Lineage: Eukaryota; Metazoa; Arthropoda; Insecta; Diptera; Muscidae
Exons: 3
Coding region: 1-1452 (483 amino acids)
Biological process (GO): positive regulation of transcription by RNA polymerase II
Cellular component (GO): RNA polymerase II transcription regulator complex
Molecular function (GO): transcription coactivator activity
Source: RefSeq, a predicted model, not a curated record